AUGGUGAGAUGGGAUACAGAAGCAAUCAAUCGACUUCCUUAUUACUUGCAAUUGUUUUAUUUGGUUAUCCACAACUUUGUUUUCGAGCUAGCACACGACAUUCUUAAAGAAGAGGGUGUCAUCAAUCUCUCAUAUCUACAGAAACCGUGGGUGGAUUUGGUUGAAGCAUAUUUACAAGAGGCAAAGUGGUACUAUAGUGGAUACACACCAAGCAUGGAAGAAUAUCUCAAUAAUUCUACCAUUUCGAUAGGAGCUCCUACUGUAAUAGCCCAAGUUUUUCUUACAUCCAAAAACCAGCUGUAUAAAUACAACCAAAUAAUUCGUCUUUCGGGGAUGCUUGUACGGCUUCCAGACGAUCUAGGAACAUUGCCGUUUGAGAUGAAGAGAGGGGACGUGGCGAAAUCAAUGCAAUGCUACAUGAAGGAGCGAAACGCAAGCAUGGAAGAGGCGGAGGAACACGUGAGGUUUGUGAUAAGGGAGGCGUGGAAGGAAAUGAACACGGCCGGUGGUUGUCCGGUUAGGGAUGAUUUUGUUGAGGCAGCAGCUAAUUUUGGAAGAGCGGCACAGUUUAUGUGUAUGCACACACGUUCUAAAGGCUUGCCUCUAGAACCUUUCGAUUCGGAGAUCGAAGCAACAAACCGGAAAAGGAACUCCUAUAGGAGACUCACACAGAAAAUUCAAGCUUCGUCACCUAACCGCACAGGAGCACCUUCAGAUCAGAGGGAUCUUUCACCCAUCCGAUACCAGUUCAGGACCAUAUUCUAUUUGAUCCCGUCUCUCCUAGUCUGA
Salvia splendens (bonfire salvia) is the source of this 789-nucleotide messenger RNA. RefSeq names its product R-linalool synthase, chloroplastic-like. Gene Ontology annotation, molecular function: terpene synthase activity; magnesium ion binding. The transcript is spliced from 5 exons. Gene Ontology annotation, biological process: terpenoid biosynthetic process. Bases 1 to 789 code for a protein of 262 amino acids. NCBI's taxonomy places the organism in Eukaryota, Viridiplantae, Streptophyta, Magnoliopsida, Lamiales, Lamiaceae. The record is from RefSeq and is a predicted model, not a curated record.